AGUUGGAGUAAAAAGUAAGCUAAAUCUUUUAAAGAACUUGAAAAUGGACUACAAAAGAAAAAUGUUGAAAAUUGGAGAAAAAUUAAAUAUUUUCGAAAUUAAAGAAAUUAAGUUUCUCCUUUCUUCUGAGAAUUUGGUUCUUAAUAGUAUUAAUAAUGGCGUUGAAAUGAUCAGAGAGUUGCAACGUAUUCGUAAAGUUGGACCUAAUAACUUUGAAUAUUUAAUUGAUCUAUUGAAUAUUUUAGAAAGAACAGAUCUCAUUCAAAUAAUCAAUAGUCAUCCUCAUACUGUUUUUUUCAAAAUGGAUUAUGAAAAAAUGUUUGAAGUUGGAAAAAGAUUAAAUAGCACUGAUGUUGAAGAAAUGAAGUUUAUUUUUUCUGAUUUGAUUGAAGCAUCUGUUCUUGAAAAUGUCACAAAUGGUUGUGAAAUGAUCAGAGAAUUAGAACGUUUUAUUAAAGUUGAUCCUAAAAAAUACGAGGAUUUUAUAGAGUUAAUUAAAUCUAUGGAAAGAAAUGAUCUAAUUGAGAUUCUUAAUAGCCAGAAAAUACAACCUGAUAAACAGUGUGAUUUUUUUCGAAAUCCAUUAUUUCUUACUGAACUUAGUAAAAAAAUUGGAUAUGAUUGGAAAUGUCUUGGGCAUUUUUUAUCACUAAGUGAAAUUGAACUUGAUGCUAUAGACUAUGCUUAUGAUUCUAUAAAUAUGAGAACUUAUGCAAUGCUGUCAAAAUAUAAAAUGUGGAAACCAGAAGACAUUAUUAGAGCAUUAAUUAAUUUAGACAGAAUAGAUUUGGUAAAUGAAAUAGAACAACUUACAAAUAUUUCAUUAGAUGAUAUUUUGGUCAAAACAUCAGAUAUUUCAAUAGAUGAUAUUUCAGACAAAAGUACAGAUAGUUCAUUAGCUGAAGCUGUAAAAUUUUCAGGUGGUAACUUGGAGUGUGAUGGAGCAAAACCACUUGACCAAUUGCAGGAAGUCCUGUGUCUACCUUUAUUGCAUAGUAAAAUAAACAGUUUAUAUAAAAAAGGAACUGAUAAGAUUAGGGUUUUUAAUGCUAAUGAUGCGACUAUAGAUUUAGGUGUCAAAGACCUCAAAGAAGCAAUUCAAGAACUAACAAAAAAUCCAAACGUUUUAAAAGAUGAAAAGAUGGCAGAAAUAUUAUUUAAUUCGUUUAUAUUCAUAGGAGAUAUUUAUACAUCAACUAAUUGUUCAAAGUUUCAGGGAAAUAUUUAUAUUGAUAAAACAGCUAAAAAAUAUGAAGAAGCCAUUAAUGCAUACGAAAAUGGUUUUGAGUACAGCGAAAAUUUGCAUAAUGACUUUGAAUAUGGCCGGUUUUUACAUAAGUUAGUUACUAUAUUAAAUAAACCUGAAGAAUUUGGUUACAAUGCUGUUCUCAGAGACCAAUUAAAGUAUGAUGCAUACUUUUCAAAAUAUAAAUCUUCGAUCCGUGAUUUUUAUGAAGAAGGAAUGAGAUGUCUUCGAAAGUGUGAUUUUAUUAAUGCUGUUUAUUUUUUUGAAAAAGAAAUAAAAAAUCCUAAAACUUUAGCAACUCAAGGAAGCUCUUUUAUUCAUGUUGCAAUGGCAUUGCAAUUUGCGUGCGAGAAAACAAAUGAAAUCUUUCAGAAAGCAGUAAGCUAUUACAACGAAGCUAUUGAUAUUUUUAUCAACAAAGGUGUAACUGAUGUAGCUGGUGAGGUCACUGGCUGCCUCUAUUAUUUAUAUAAACUGUUAUCUAACCCAGCGAGUUACGGAUUUGAUAAAAAUUUAAAAGAUGAGUUUGGAGCUGAAGAAACUAAUUGCCUGAAAGAAAAAUAUAUUAAUGAUAAUGUUUUUCGCCUUUUAAUUCAAGCCAAAAUAUACGCGUGUGAAAAGUUUCCUUGGAUAAGCGACAAAACAGAUUUAGAUACUGAUAAAGUUUUAGAAUAUUGUAAAAGAGCAUUAAACGCAAGUCAUGUUAACCUUAAAAUUAAAACAAAAAUUUAUUUUUUAAUGGCGUACACUUACAGCUCUCUGAUGAUCGUGAAAAAUUUGGACGUCUACCUUAAUGCCAUUAAGAGCUGUCAAAAAGCACUAAAAACUUUUAAAACUGGCCACCACCGUAAAGAUCAAGAGUAUGCAGAAUGUGUUGUGACGCUUUCUAUAACACUUGCUUACUUUCCUAAGAACAAAGGAUUCCAAAAUUUAACUCCAGAUAAUACUAAGCCUCUUAGAGAUCUUUUAGAACGAAUUGAUAUAUCAAAAGAUUAUAAAAUUAAUAAUUUUAAAGAAAUGAUGGAUUAUCAAUAUCUUCAUUUUCAUGUUUCUGACCCCUCGAUACAGAAAAGAAUAAAUGCUCUUUACAAUGUAGAAAUAGUUCUCAAAAAUGAACCUAAAUGUAAAGACUAUAAAAAUAGUUUUUUAGAAGAGAAAGAAAUUGUUGUAUCAACAGCAGCUAAAUUAAAGGAGAUUGAAAAAAGUCACCAUUUGUAUUAUUAUUAUUCUGCCUUUCAGAAAACCUUUAGCAAAAGUUUUAUUUCGGCUAAUUGUGUGAGCAGUGGUCUACUUGCUUUACAUACAGAAACCGGAAUUUUAAAAACAACUUCGUUUGUAAUUAAUUUAAUUCCUUUCUUUGGUAAUUUCUUCGCAACUUCUUUGAAUGAACUAGUUCAAUAUUUAAAAUCCGUUGAAAUGGAAAAUUCUGCUAAACAUUUAUUAAGUCUUGCUUCUCACGUCGGUGAAUUUGAGACAAUGGUACAAGAUAUAAUUGUCGAAAUAAUUUUCGAUAAUAAGGAAAAGUUUCUAUUAAAAUCAUUUGAUCUAAAAGCGAAAGCAUGGUACGAAAAGGUUAAUAACUUUUGUAAAAAUGUGCUUGAAAAUACUGACGAAGCAAUUUAUGUCCAAGAAUUUCCACAUGAUAUGCAUAAAUUGGGACAUAGAGACGCUGUAAAAGUAAUAAAAAAAUGGAUUUCAAAUGGAAAUAUAUUUAAUGGAAAACGUGGCGCUGAACUGCUACCAAUUGAGAAAAAAAAACUUUUAAAAGAUGCCGUAUGCAAUGAAGCCAUAAAUUGUCAACAAUCGAAACAAUUCUGCUAGGAAGUUUUAUGUCACUACAAUAUUUUUUUACAUCUUUCCAAAAUAUAGCUUUUCAUAGCUUUAAAUAUAUUUUGAAAGUUUAGUAUAACUUAAGUAGACAUUUAACAUGACAAACUUACAAUGGUCAUGACUAUGUUUGUUAAAAUAAGUUUAAUUGAUUUGCUCUCGCAUCCUACAAUUUGUUUAAACCUUUUUUUUUACAAUUUUUGUAUUCAAUUUGUUAAGUAUGUUGUUUUUUUAGUAAAUCACUUCUGUGAUUUACUAAAAAACAAAGUCACAACAUAUACUUGUUUUAUAGUUUUCUUUUUUGAAUGUUAAGCGUUUUUUACGCAAUAAAUUCUUUUGAAAUGUUACUUUAUUUUUAUAUGACUUUCUAUGUUUCUAUAUGCCUUUCUA
Molecule: messenger RNA, 3463 nt
Organism: Hydra vulgaris (swiftwater hydra)
Lineage: Eukaryota; Metazoa; Cnidaria; Hydrozoa; Anthoathecata; Hydridae
Biological process (GO): regulation of apoptotic process; signal transduction
Molecular function (GO): protein binding
Source: RefSeq, a predicted model, not a curated record